This is a messenger RNA of Mytilus trossulus (common blue mussel), 774 nucleotides long. RefSeq lists its product as uncharacterized. The record is from RefSeq and is a predicted model, not a curated record. Bases 1 to 774 code for a protein of 257 amino acids. Lineage: Eukaryota; Metazoa; Mollusca; Bivalvia; Mytilida; Mytilidae. The transcript is spliced from 3 exons.
AUGACAAGCUCUCAUAAUGGACAUAUCUCAAAGAAAAUUAAGUCGAUUACCGAUAUCCGUAGACAGGAGGUUGACGAGAAAAUAAACAAGAUGAAAACGAAAGUUGAAGAACAAAAAAAGACAUUAGAAACUAUUGAUGGCGAACAGUCGUUACUCAUUCAAUCUGGUUGUGAUUCUUACAUCAAGGAUGUUGAGAAAACGUCGGAGGAGAUACAUCAGAUCGUUAAUCAUUAUAAACAUAUUGAAAUGACUACUGCGUUUGACUUUCGUGAUACCGAAACACAAAAUUUAAAAGGAACUCGCGUUUUCUUUCAACGUCUUUAUAAUGCAUCUUCUGACAGAUUGUUGAAGUUUGAAAAUCUCCUGCAAGAACCGGACGACAAUUUAUUUUUUCUGGAAUGGAAAGGUCUUCAAACAGAAUAUCAAACUAUGACUGAGGAAAGUGUUCAACCCUUGUCUAGCCAAAGACAAAUGUCAAGUUUCAACCAGGACACAUUUACAAGAGCUAUUAUUGACGGAAUUGAUAAACAGUUUCAAAUGGGAUUAUCUGGAGAAUUACAACUUAAGGAGAGAAAAAUAAUUGAACUUUUGGACGAAAAUAACAAGCUGAAAACAGAGAUAAAAGAAAGAAACGUCAAAGAAGUCGCAUUAUUGAAAGACAAAGAGACAGCAGUCGCCACUCUAACAGAAGAGAAGGAUAUUCUAAACGGAAAACUGAAAGAAAAACAAUACGAAAUUGAUCACCUGAUUCAGUUGUUUCCUGUAAUUAGUUAA